AUGGCUAUCGAUAGGACGAUAUUUCUAAACGGUCUUUCCAAUCUCACUGGAGGUACUCAUAGCAGGUGGAAAGUUGGGGAUGUGAUAUUUCUAGUUUUCUUAAUAAUACUAAACAUUCCUGUAUACUUUGCCAAACCUUUUGAAAGGCAAUUCAUAAUCAAUGAUCCAACAAUUGCACAUCCGUAUGCAGAGGUACAAACAGUAGGCGAUGGGAUGCUAUUCGUUUACAGUUUACUAUUACCUACAGUAGUGAUUAUUUCCGUAUGGAUAUUAUUCACUGAUCGUAGACAUAGAUGGUAUUUGUUAUAUAUAUCAUUGCUAGGGCUGUACGUUACAUUUUUUUCAAACCUACUAUUCACUACUUUUAUUAAGAACUGGAUUGGAAGAUUGAGACCCGAUUUCCUAGAUCGUUGUCAACCUAUGGACAACUUACCACUCAACACUUUACUAAACCCUUCUGAAGUAUGCACUACAAAAAAUACAGAGAGAUUACUUGAAGGUUUUAGAACUACACCUUCAGGCCACUCUAGUGAAAGUUUUGCAGGGUUAGGGUUUUUGUACUAUUGGCUAAGUGGACAAUUCUUAUCAGAGUACGUUCAAGCUAGUUUAUGGGCAAAAUUCGUUUCAGUAUUGCCACUUGUAGGAGCAUCUGUCAUCGCACUAUCGAGGACGCAAGAUUACAGACAUCAUUUUGUAGAUGUUCUAAUUGGUUCUCUAGUUGGGUUUAUAUUUGCUACAUAUAUCUACAAGAAAUAUUUCCCAUCAAUUGAUUCUGAAUAUCCAUUUAAACCAUUACAAGAUGAUUCUGAUGUAUUUUUAUCUCAUGAAUUGCACCACCAAAGACUCCCUCAAUCUGAUGACACAGCCUUAUAG
Messenger RNA from Vanderwaltozyma polyspora DSM 70294, 873 nucleotides. RefSeq names its product bifunctional diacylglycerol diphosphate phosphatase/phosphatidate phosphatase (gene DPP1). Lineage: Eukaryota; Fungi; Ascomycota; Saccharomycetes; Saccharomycetales; Saccharomycetaceae. Gene Ontology annotation, molecular function: phosphatidate phosphatase activity. Bases 1 to 873 code for a protein of 290 amino acids. Gene Ontology annotation, biological process: phospholipid metabolic process. The transcript has a single exon. The record is from RefSeq and is a predicted model, not a curated record.